UUGAUAAAUGAUUUUUCUGUAUAACAGCAGCAGAGGUGUUGAAUUUAGAAGAACUAUUUACAAAUAGAUAGUUCAAAUUUGAAGGAUUCUGAGUUUUUCACCUUUUUUUUUUUUAGGUUAGAAAAACUGCUUUCAAUCAUACACUGAAACAGCAUCUUGAACUGUGAACUAUGGACUCAACCCUGGAAAAUGUAGCUUAUUCCCCCAAAAAUGUAUUCAUUCUAUCUGGCCAAAGUAACAUGGCAGGUCGUGGUGGAGUAGAAAAGCAUCACUGGGAUGGCAUUGUACCAAACGAGUGCCAUCCUGAUGCUUCUAGAAUUUUCCGUCUUAGUGCACACCUCCAUUAUGAGGUGGCACGUGAGCCACUCCACCAUGACAUUGACGCCAAGAAGACAUGUGGUGUUGGGCCUGGAAUGUCAUUUGCAAAUGCAAUCAAAGACCGAGUGGAAGCUAUUGGGUUAGUGCCAUGUGCUGUAGGUGGAACUGCGAUAAAGGAGUGGGCACACGGGCAACACUUGUAUGUGAACAUGGUCAAGAGAGCUAGAGCUGCCAUGAGUCAUGGAGGAGAAAUCAAGGCAUUGCUUUGGUAUCAAGGAGAGAGUGAUGCAUUAUCUCAGCAUUGCGUCGACACCUAUAAGGCUAAUAUGGAGAAGUUAAUACAUGACGUUCGUGCUGAUUUGCAUCUGCCAUCGCUGCCAAUUAUUCAGGUUGCAAUUGCAUCAGGAGAUGAGAAGUAUAUUGAAAAGAUUCGAGAAGCGCAAAAGGCGAUUGAUCUUCCAAAUGUUGUAUGUGUUGAUGCCAUGGGAUUGCAGCUGAAGGGAGAUAAUCUCCAUUUAACUACAGAGUCUCAAGUUAAAUUAGGCCAAAUGUUGGCUGAUGCAUACUUAACCCAUUUUGCACCACAAGAACCUUGUGUUGCUUCAUCUUGAAAAAUUUGCUGUACUGUGUGUAUGUAAACUAAAAACUAUUUAAUCCUGGCUCAUGAACAUAACGUGAGUGAGCGCUCAUAUAAGUGUAUUAUUACUUUGAAGUAAGCUUGACUCAUUUUCUGUAUCUCUUCAUGUCUUUAAUUUAAAAUGAGUAUUUCCUUGUCUGCA
This is a messenger RNA of Solanum verrucosum, 1097 nucleotides long. Its product is annotated as probable carbohydrate esterase At4g34215. The coding region runs from base 171 to 929 and encodes 252 amino acids. Lineage: Eukaryota; Viridiplantae; Streptophyta; Magnoliopsida; Solanales; Solanaceae. The record is from RefSeq and is a predicted model, not a curated record. The transcript is spliced from 2 exons.